Messenger RNA from Chironomus riparius, 1255 nucleotides. The record is from the annotation of a GenBank genome assembly. NCBI's taxonomy places the organism in Eukaryota, Metazoa, Arthropoda, Insecta, Diptera, Chironomidae.
UCAAAAUGGAAGCUCGUACAGUCUCAGUUAUAUUAUUUUUAAUAGCUGGAGUUUAUUCAAAAGAAUCACAUGAUGAAAAGUUGACAAAGUUUCCAGGAUGUGAAAAAAUGAAAGAUUUUAUUGGAAUUCCAUUAUCAAAAUGCUGUGAAUCACUUCCGCAUAUGGUUGACAAGGAAUUAUAUAAAGAUUGUAUGGAAUCGUGCAAAUCAAAAGAUGAUUUUGUUUCCAAACGAUGUUGCAUGGCUGAUUGUGUUCUUAAGGCUGCCAAAUUAUUGAAUGAAACUGGAUACUUUGAUUUUGAAGCUGCAAAAACGACAUUGAACGAGAAAGUUUCAAAUGACGAAAAAUGGGUCGAAGCUAUAAAAGAAUCGGUUGAGACAUGCAAAACUGAAGCACCUCAAAAACUUGAAGAAUGGAAAAAGAAGGAUUCGCCAAAAUGUGAAACAGCUAUUAAUAUGGUAGCAAAGCACUGCAUACUUCGUCAACUCUUCUUCAAAUGUCCAACUAAAGCUACAUCCAAAGAAUGCACAGAUCUCGAAGAAUUCGGACAAAAAUGUCCACUUUUCCCAGUUCCAGGAAAGCAAGGAAAGAAGGAUGAUCCAGCCUGUGAUAAAUCAAAGCUUGUUCCAAAUACAUAUAUUGAGAACUGUUGCCCUACGCUACCACAUUUUAGUGAUCCAGAAAUAUUUGCUGGAUGUGCACAACACUGUGCGAUGUGGAUUUCAAACCCUGAUCAGCCUGGAGCUAAGAAAUGUUGUAUUUUAAAUUGUACCUUACAUAUGGCUGAUGUUCUUAGAAAAAAUGAAACUUUUGUUAUUGAUAAAAUGGUUAAAUAUUAUCAGAAGACUGUCAAACCUGAGACCUCCAAUGUUUGGUUCCCAAUUAUUAGGAAAGUCAUCAUCAAUUGUCGUGAUAUUGGUAUGAAAUAUAAAGAACCAGCAAUUGAAGAAAUGGCGCCGCAAUGUGAGACAACAAAUAUUACAGUAGCCCUAAACAUCACAAGAUGUAUUCGUAGAGAAUUAUUUUUUGAAUGCAAAGAUAAACUAAUGGAAUCUGAAAACUGUCAGCUUCUUAAAGGAUAUGGUAUGGAUUGCAUGUAUUGGCCAUGGCAGUGUUAUCGAAAGAAGCUUUUUGGAGGAAUUGAAAAGCAUAAAAAUUCAGCUGUACAAACUUAAUUCACAAAAUGACAAUUCAUGUCUCUUGGUUGUAUUAUCUCAAUUCCUAAUGCUUAAAUAUUUAAUAAAAUAAAAUUAAA